GUUGUAGACUGCAAAGGAAUUUUUACAUUAAAAAUCAGUUAAAAUUGACAAUGGGUAAUAGGGAUGUUCGCCGAGGCAGGAAAUGACGCAGUACGGCGCAUGCGCGUAAAACUGGUUGGCAAGAACCAUUUCUUUCAUUACAGCAAAUAGUAGUCGGUUCACAAAGGAAUUAGUUAUGAAUGGCCCUCUAUCACCGUAUGCGAGUUCCUUGGGCAACGAAGCGAAACAACGGAUUUACAAGAAGCUGCUUUAUAAUGGCGAAACGAAAACGUUGCCAGAUCCAUACAUUUUAACUGAAAAAUGGAGCACGAAUCCCAGCAACUGGCCAGAUUUGACUUUUGCCAAAGUUUUGGUGAUGUUUACCUGUAUUUAAUCGACACGCCGUCCAUUUACAACAAAGAUUCCAUGAAAGCCUACAAAUCGUUGGAGGCAUACAAGUAUGUUGUUAGUGGGCAUGUGCAGGUUGUGUUGUCGAAUCCAGUGGACGAUAAAUGCCCAUUCAUGGCAAUGAAAGCAAAGGUGACUCCUUCACAGAGAGCGAGAGACAAGCCCCAUGAGCCAUGGGUUUACUUGGAGAAAAACAGUGGCACAGUUUACUGUGCUCAUUGUACCUGUAUGGCCGGGUAAUUCCGACAACAAUCACUGACAUAUUUCACGUUUUUGAAAGUUUUUCUGCUAAUUUUGGCAGUCCCUGGUUAAGAAUGUCGGAUAUUGUGGUCACAGACACACUGAACCUAUUCGCCAAGUCCUGGUGCU
Molecule: messenger RNA, 756 nt
Organism: Gigantopelta aegis
Lineage: Eukaryota; Metazoa; Mollusca; Gastropoda; Neomphalida; Peltospiridae
Exons: 3
Coding region: 301-627 (108 amino acids)
Source: RefSeq, a predicted model, not a curated record